Messenger RNA from Cyphellophora attinorum, 468 nucleotides. RefSeq lists its product as uncharacterized. The coding region runs from base 1 to 468 and encodes 155 amino acids. Gene Ontology annotation, cellular component: cytoplasm. The transcript has a single exon. Lineage: Eukaryota; Fungi; Ascomycota; Eurotiomycetes; Chaetothyriales; Cyphellophoraceae. The record is from RefSeq and is a predicted model, not a curated record.
AUGGCAUCAAGCGUCCCAUUCGAUGCCGAGCAUGCUGGCAACAAUGAAGAAAUGGAACAACAGUUUGCUGUGACGGCUGUCCGCCAACUGACGGUCUACUGGUCGCUCCUGGAGAAGAUGCCAGGGUCCAAACUCAGGCUCACUCGACUUGAUGACGAAAUUUUUGAUCAUCUUAAGAAAGACUUUCCAGACUUUGACCCGGCAGCAGAGAUCAAUGAAGAUGACAUGAAAAGCAAAGACGGCAAAGAGCGCUGGCGAAAGUUCUGUAUGGUCUAUGCCGACGGCGAGAAGAAGGUGGACGACUACAACUUUGGCACCAUGUUAAGACGGAGUGCCAAAACUGAGUAUGGCGAGAAGGAGACCAUUUUUGCUGCUAGGAUGCAGUUUUAUGCCAUCGAAAUCGCAAGAAAUCGGGAAGGUCUGAACGACUGGAUUUAUGAGAACGCACAGGCCGACGCGAAGAAAUGA